Micromonas pusilla CCMP1545 is the source of this 821-nucleotide messenger RNA. RefSeq lists its product as uncharacterized. Gene Ontology annotation, cellular component: proteasome regulatory particle, lid subcomplex. The record is from RefSeq and is a predicted model, not a curated record. NCBI's taxonomy places the organism in Eukaryota, Viridiplantae, Chlorophyta, Mamiellophyceae, Mamiellales, Mamiellaceae. Gene Ontology annotation, biological process: mRNA export from nucleus; proteasome assembly.
AUGUCCCCGAGGCGCGUCCGCGGCGGCGCCAUCGCGAUGUCUCCUAUCGGCGCCUCCUGUCUACGCGCGGAGACGGCGCGCGGCGACGCACGCGGCCGGGUCCUCUCGCGCGGGGUGGUGUGCCCCCGGCGCGAGGACGCCUUUCCCCGACCGGCGUUUCUUUCAACGGUCGUCUUCUCGGAUCGACCGAUGAGCUCUUCUUCAAUUUCAUCGCGCCGUCGCCGACCGCGGACGUCACUCCAUCGAGCGAACGCGCGCGCGGACGAAGAUGGCGGACGAAAAGAAAGAAGAGCCGAAGAAGGACGUCGCGGUCGACCUCGAGUGCGACGACGAGUUCGAGGAGUUCGGGAACGAAGGUGCGCGCCACCGGGGGAGCCGGCGUCGACGUCGCGCGCGCGCGCGCGAUCUGACCUAAAAAAAAGUGCUCCCGCCGCGAGAUCUCAUCUACUCCGCGCUCACCAAAACCUCUCGCCCCUCGCGCCUUUCGUCGUCGCAGAGUGGGCCAACGAGGACGAGGACGCGGAGGACGUGCAGCAGUGGGAGGAGGACUGGGACGAUUCCGACGCGAACGACGACUUCACGAAGCAGCUGCGCGCGGAGUUAGAUCGCUUCGAGCAGACCAAGCAGUGAUGUGCGCGAGGGCGGACGGCUGUGUUUGAGGAGGAGACCGGGCGAGGGCUCGGCGCUGACGCCGCGCGAUGCGCCGCGCGACGACCGCCGCGGACGCCCCGCGCGGCGUCGACGAACGCCGUAGUGUAGAGACCUAGCGCGCGAGCGAUCGACCGGUCGCGUGUUCGUAACCCGACCUCAGAUCUCGCGCU